GGCGGACAGUUGAAGUUGACGUAAACAAAACGUAAACUUACUGUAACUUUGUAAUUAACAGAGCUUUGUAAAUAAUUAUAAUAGUUGUAAAUAUCAAGCAUUUAUAAAUAUAAAUAGCAACAAACAUAUAUUCAUGUGAUAUUUUGAUAUUUUCGCUAUUAGAAGCUGUGGUAUUGACAUGCAUUAUCUCUGGUGAUCUACUGUGUACUUGGAUACAACGAUUUGUUAACAAUAAAUUACUGUUACAUCAAUUCUUUUGAUUUUCUAAUAAUAAAAAAUGGCUGAUUCCGAGGAAGAAGGUGAUAAAGAUUUGUUGUCCGGAAUCAAUAUGACUGGUUUUCUAUUCGGAAACAUCGAUGAUAAUGGUCAACUGGAAGAUGAUAUUCUUGAUCCUGAAGCGAAGCAACAUUUAGCUUCGCUUAGUCGUCUCGGUUUCAGCUCGUUUAUUCGAGAAAUGAUGCCUAAUGAAAAUGCUAAUGAUGAAAAGGAUGAACAUGAUGAUAAACAUGAAGACGAAUUUGAAACUGUUGAUGAAAAUGACGAAGAUUAUGUUGAGAAGUCAUCUAGUGCUCUUGAUUUUUCAGAUAUCAAUGAAUUAGCAGAAGAUAUAAAUGAGGAUAGUAAUAAACAAGACUCAUUUGAAGGAAGAAAUGAAAAAGAAAAUGAUUAUGAUGCAGACGAUGAAGAAGUAGUUAAUAAAUCAGACACACAAUUAAUGCCUCCUCCUCCAGUUCCUGAGGAAAAGGAAGUGCUUACAGCAGAAGAGGCAGAAGCUGCUCGACAACGGAAAUUAGAAACCCCUCUUGCGUCUAUGUUACCAUCAAAAUAUGCUAAUGUUGAUGUAGCUGAAUUGUUUCCUGACUUUCGUGCUAAUAAAGUAUUAAGAUUUUCAAGACUUUUUGGUCCAGGAAAGCCUAGCAGCCUUCCACAAGUAUGGAGGGGUGUUAAGAAGCGGCGAAAAAAGAAACGACAUCAUGAUGUUAGAGAUUCAGAUUCUGGUUCUGAUCAAGAUGAAAAAAAACCAAAGUUUAAGGGUUGGAUACUGAAUUAUGGCCCCGAUCCAAAUCCAGAUAUGUGUUGUUCUGACGAUGAGAAUAAACUAUUAUUACCAGUUGAAGAUAAAGAGCAAACUGGGAAAACAGGUGAAACUGGAGAAAAUGGAGAUAUGGGGCCAAAAGUAGCAGAUUGGCGUUUUGGACCUGCACAACUUUGGUACGAUAUGCUUCAAGUCCCAGAAACUGGAGAUGGUUUUAAUUAUGGAUUUAAACUUGCAGAUAAGAUGGAUGAUCAGAAUGAUAAAGAAGCUACUGAAGAAUUCUCUGAUGAUGCAUUUUUAAUGGUGUCACAAUUACAUUGGGAAGAUGAUGUUAUAUGGAAUGGUGAUGACAUAAAGCAUAAAGUGUUACAGAAAUUAAAUAGUAAAAAUAAUGCAGCUGGCUGGGUACCAUCCAGUGGAAAUAGAACUGCCCAAGCAUUUAGUCAGCCAGGGAAAGGUGCUCCAGUCCCAGUUGCAUCGAAUGUACGAUUAGCUACUUCUCAAAUUGCAACUCCUUUACACAUGCAAUCUCAAAAAAAUAAAAUGAACAUGAACAAGGGAAAUCAACAACAGUCUAGAGAAGAAAAUUAUGACGACACCUGGUACUCCAUUUUUCCUGUAGAAAAUGAGGAACUAGUAUACGGUCUAUGGGAAGAAGAAGUAAUUUGGGAUCCUGAAAACAUGAGAAAGAUACCAAAACCUAAAAUUCUCACUUUAGAUCCAAAUGAUGAAAACAUUGUUCUUGGUAUUCCUGAUGACAUAGAUCCAGCAUUACUGCAUAAAGAUAAUGGACCUCAACCAAAAGUAAAGAUACCACAUCCACAUGUUAAAAAGAGCAAAUUGUUACUUGGGAAAGCUGGUGUGAUUAAUGUUUUGGAAGAAGAUACACCACCACCGCCACCAAAGUCACCAGAUAGAGAUCCCUUCAAUAUUUCAAAUGAUACUUAUUAUAUGCCACGGUCAUCGGAAACAACAUUACGGUUGAAAGUUGGAGGUGGGAAUCUAAUACAACAUAGUACACCUGUGGUAGAAUUGCGUGUUCCAUUUGUACAAACACAUAUGGGACAAAUGCGACUUCGAAAUUUCCAUAGACCACCUUUAAGAAAAUUCAGUCAUGGUCCACUUGCACAUCCUGGGCCUCAUUCUGUAUUGCCAUUGUUGAAGCACAUCAAAAAGAAAGCUAAGCAAAGAGAGCAAGAAAGAAUUGCGUCUGGUGGAGGUGAUGUCUUCUUCAUGAGAACUCCAGAAGAUUUGUCUGGCAAAGAUGGUGAAGUGGUACUCAUCGAAUUCUCAGAGGAGCAUCCUCCUUUGAUGAACCAAGUAGGCAUGUGUUCUAAGGUGAAAAAUUACUAUAAAAGAAAGGCAGGUAAAGAUCAAGGACCUCAGAAGUAUAAAUAUGGAGAAACUGCAUAUGCGCACACUAGUCCAUUUCUUGGAAUUCUCACACCUGGUCAAAGCAUACAAGCAAUUGAAAAUAACAUGUACAGAGCGCCGAUCUAUGAACACAAAAUCCCAGAAACUGAUUUCCUAGUUAUUAGAACAAGACAGCAAUAUUACAUCAGAGAAAUGGACGCCUUAUUUGUAGCUGGACAAGAAUGUCCACUAUAUGAAGUGCCAGGUCCUAACUCAAAAAGAGCUAAUAAUUUCGUCAGGGAUUUUUUACAAGUAUUCAUAUACAGAUUAUUUUGGAAAUCAUCCGAUAUACCUCGUCGUAUUAAAAUGGAUGACAUUAAAAGGGCUUUCCCUUCACAUAGUGAAAGCAGUAUCAGAAAACGCUUGAAACUAUGUGCAGAUUUCAAAAGAACCGGAAUGGAUUCCAACUGGUGGGUCAUAAAGCCAGACUUUAGAUUACCGACAGAAGAAGAAAUUAGAGCAAUGGUGUCCCCAGAACAGUGUUGCGCAUAUUUUAGUAUGAUCGCAGCAGAACAAAGAUUAAAGGAUGCAGGUUAUGGUGAAAAAUUCUUGUUCACUCCUCAAGAUGACGAUGACGAAGAAAUGCAACUAAAAAUGGAUGAUGAAGUUAAAGUUGCACCUUGGAAUACGACACGAGCAUACAUUCAGGCUAUGAAAGGCAAAUGUCUAUUACAAUUGGCAGGACCAGCAGAUCCAACAGGCUGUGGCGAAGGAUUCUCGUACGUCAGGGUUCCAAACAAACCAACAAUAAGCAAGGAGGAACAGGAAGCGCAACCAAAGAGAACCGUUACCGGAACGGAUGCUGAUUUAAGAAGACUGUCUUUGAAUAAUGCAAAAGCAUUGCUUCGUAAAUUUGGUGUUCCCGAAGAAGAAAUUAAAAAGUUAUCACGAUGGGAAGUUAUAGACGUAGUUAGGACAUUGUCCACGGAGAAAGCUAAGGCUGGAGAAGAAGGUAUGACCAAAUUCUCUAGAGGAAAUCGAUUCUCCAUUGCUGAGCAUCAAGAAAGAUACAAGGAAGAAUGUCAGAGAAUAUUUGAUUUACAAAAUCGUGUGCUAUCUUCCAACGAGGUUUUGAGUACAGACGAGGGUGAAAGUUCAGAAGAAGACAGUUCUGAUAUAGAGGAGAUGGGUAAGAAUAUAGAAAAUAUGCUUGCUAAUAAGAAGACUAGUACUCAGUUGUCUCUCGAGCGAGAAGAACAACAGCGUCACGAGUUACGUAAAAUGUUGAUGGGUGAGGUUCAGGAACAGGAUAAAAAGAGUAAGGAGAAGAAGAAAGACGAUGAGGAAGAUAGUCCUGUAAAUAAUUUUAAUGCACAGCAGGGUAGGGUUCUUAAGAUUUAUAGAACAUUUAGAAAUCCAGAAGGGAAAGAAUAUACAAGGGUAGAACUGGUUAGAAAACCAGCAGUGAUAGAUACGUAUAUAAAGAUUAGGAAUUCGAAGGAUGAGACAUUCAUCAAACAGUUUGCGACACUGGAUGAAGCACAGAAAGAAGAAAUGAAGAGAGAGAAGAGGAGAAUUCAAGAGCAGUUACGUAGAAUUAAACGAAAUCAAGAGAGAGAACGUAUGUUAGGUGGUCCUAUUACAGGAAGUAAUUCAUCAUCCCAUAACAUAUUUGACCGUAGUAAUACCAAUACCCCAACCAUCACAUCCUCGAACAGUAUCCUUCAAUUCAGUAAUUCUUUCCAGUCUACAUCUCCUGCUUCUAAACAUCCUAAAACUGAGAUUUCUCCUUCUAAGCGUAAGAAACCUAAACUUAAACCAGAUUUGAAAUUGAAAUGUGGUGCCUGUGGUAAUGUAGGUCACAUGCGUACAAAUAAAGCCUGUCCCUUGUAUCAAAACAGCAUAACCACUGCACCAGUGAAUGUUGCGAUGACUGAGGAACAAGAAGAAGAGAUUGAAAAACAACUUAAUACAGACGACCAAGAUCUUGUUAAUGUGGAUGGAACUAAGGUGAAAUUGUCAUCUAAAUUGAUUAAGCAUGCUGAAGAAAUGAAGAGGCGCACAUUAUUGUUAAAAGUGCCCAAAGAAGCAGUCAACUCCAAGAAACGAAGAAGAGCCACUGGAGAUGAUCACUGCGAUUACCUCAAACGACAACAAAGACCUGCCAAUAGACGUAGAACAGAUCCGGUUGUUGUCAUGUCUACAAUGUUAGAGAGCAUACUUAAUGAGAUGCGAGAUUUACCAGAUGUACAACCUUUCUUGUUUCCUGUUAACGCUAAGGCUGUUCCCGAUUAUUAUAAAAUUAUUCAAAGACCUAUGGAUUUGCAAACCAUCCGUGAGAAUUUAAGGUUAAAGAAAUAUCAAAGUCGAGAAGAAUUUUUAGCCGAUGUUAAUCAAAUCGUAGAAAAUUCAACAUUGUAUAACGGAGCAAAGAGUUCGUUGACAGUGGCCGCUAAACGUAUGUUGGAGACAUGUGUAGAAAGGCUUGGCGAGAAAGAGGAUCGUUUAAUGAGAUUAGAAAAAGCUAUUAAUCCUCUUCUUGAUGACAACGAUCAAGUUGCUUUGACAUUUAUCUUGGAUAAUGUCGUUAAUAAUAAAUUAAAAUCUAUGACGGAAGCUUGGCCAUUCCUUAAACCAGUAAAUAAAAAAUUAGUGAAAGACUAUUAUACCGUAAUAAAACGACCAAUGGAUUUGGAGACUAUAUCGAAAAAAGUAUCGGCACACAAAUAUCAUAGUCGGCAUGAGUUUCUCAGAGACAUUGAACAAAUUUUGGAAAAUUGUACAAUAUACAAUGGAAAAGAGUCUGUUUAUACAAACAAGGCUGAAAUGCUUGUAAAAGUUUGCAAAGAAACAUUAGAUGAGUAUGACGAUCAUUUAACGCAGUUAGAAAAUAAUAUAUUAUUAGUACAAAAACGGGCAAUGGAACAAGCAGAUAUAGAUCCUUCAUGGCUUGGCCCAGAUGAGGAAAACUAUACUAUUGUGGAGCCUGAAUUCAGAGGGAGUCAGACAAGUUCGCCAGAAAAUCCAUUUGGAAAAUCAAACAUAGAGGACUUUGAUUUUGUGGAUGUAGAAGGAGACAUGGAAGGCGAUGGUAGUAGAUGUGUAAAUUCAAAGAAAAAAGAUGUUCUUGAAGAAGAUUUACAAUUCUCUAGUGAAGAUGAGUUUGAUGAGGUUCCAUUUGGUACAGAUGAGCAAUCUGAACAUGCUGAAAUGGAUACAAUUGAAUUGAAUGAAGUACGAGAGGGAGGAGUUGUAUUGGCAGAUGAUGAUAGCCAGCAAGCAGCUGAAGCAAUGGUACAGUUGGGUAAUGUUGGAUUUUAUAUGGCAGAUCAACAAUUGCUUCAGCAAGAUGAAAGCAUGGACGUUGAUCCAAAUUACGAUCCUUCAGACUUCUUACUAGCUGGAUUACCAGUCAGAGAUGAAAAAAAUGAGACCAAGAUUCAAGAUGAUUUAGCUGUCUCAGAAAGCGAAGACGAAGCAGAAAACAAUGUGCAACUAAAGCAAAAAACACAGCAACUGUCGCAACCAGAAGAAGACGUGGGUGGCGACUUGUGGUUUUAAGAAGAUUGUUAUUUAUUCUAAGCAAGAAUCCUGUUAUUUUCUUUCUAAAAUCAAAAACUUUAUAUACAGAUACAAUAUUUCAAUAUAUAAUGAAAAAUGAUAUAUUUAUUUCUUAUAGGAAUAAUUGAAUUUCAAUACUUGAAAUUAUGUAAUAUAUGAUUUCACUUUGUAAAAAGGUAGGAGGUAUGAUGUAGUCUUCUGAAUGCAUAUCUUAAAAUGUUAUGUAUACAUACAUGUAAAUAUAUAAUGAAAAUUUUUUAAGUUCUA
Megalopta genalis is the source of this 6217-nucleotide messenger RNA. It is a transcript of the gene Taf1, whose product is annotated as TATA-box binding protein associated factor 1. Gene Ontology annotation, cellular component: transcription factor TFIID complex. Gene Ontology annotation, molecular function: DNA binding; TBP-class protein binding; RNA polymerase II general transcription initiation factor activity. Gene Ontology annotation, biological process: RNA polymerase II preinitiation complex assembly; transcription by RNA polymerase II; DNA-templated transcription initiation. Lineage: Eukaryota; Metazoa; Arthropoda; Insecta; Hymenoptera; Halictidae. The record is from RefSeq and is a predicted model, not a curated record.